Molecule: messenger RNA, 1520 nt
Organism: Lindgomyces ingoldianus
Lineage: Eukaryota; Fungi; Ascomycota; Dothideomycetes; Pleosporales; Lindgomycetaceae
Product: ankyrin
Exons: 2
Coding region: 1-1503 (500 amino acids)
Molecular function (GO): protein binding
Source: RefSeq, a predicted model, not a curated record
AUGGAGCUCAUAGAUCUGCCUCCAGAGAUUAUUCGCGAGAUUCUCGUACAUGCAGUGAAAGUUCGUGGAAUCAAGCGCGGCUUGAGACUAAGGCUGAUCAAUCCAUACUUUGCAACCGAGGUCUUGCAGGCUCUCUAUCAGACAGACCUCCUAGAAGAUCUAGUGGAGAACAAAGGUCUCAAGCGGAGUCAUGACACUUGGCACAUCCAAUUCUGGCGAUCGUAUCUUGUUCAUAAAAUUACUGUCAAUAGAGAUCCGAAAUGGGGCUCUUUGAACAUCAUCCUCCAUAUCGCAAAAUAUCUUUGCGAGCAAACCGGGAGAGAGGACGACAACACAUUGCGAGUUUUUGUUACCGCAAUGUGUUACCGACCGUAUCGUUUACUAGAACAUGAGCGUAGGUGCCGGAGGCCUUUCCAUGCCGAUGAUGUCAAGAACCCAAGAUAUCUUCUCCAAGCUGCCAUAGUCAACCGAUGUCCUCGGGUUGUGCAAAAGAUCUUGGACGCUAGCAAUACACCCGCAACCAUCCUAGACCCAAAAAUAAGCACAGAUGUGCUUGGUACCCCUUCUCUUCUAGCUGGAGAGUAUGGGGACCAUACUACUCUUUCCAUUAUAUUUAAGAGUACCUUCAGAAGGCUUGACGAAAAGAGAGAAGAAGCCUUAUCUGGUGCUGUCCGUCAAGGUCGCCUUGACAACAUCCAGUACAUUUUGGAUUUUGGUCCAGUCAACUUCAUCUCUAGCUCCCAUACCAUAGAGAAUGGCUUGCUUUCUGGUACGAUGAAGAGCCUAGUCGCCGACUUCCCCUUCCAACUAUACUCGCUCCUCCGAGAACGUCAUUCUGAGCGAUAUCCUAUUCUGUGUGAUACCCCCGAAAUAGACAUAAGCGAAUUGUUGGACGAUGUGGCCAGGUAUAGCUCCCGGACAGAUAUCAUAGAAAAUCUUCUUGAUGCGGGCGCUGUCCUUCAGUCAAACGUUGCUCCAAGGGACCAAACACACUACCCGUCUCGUCAUUAUCCAGAUCCAGCAGAUCCCCGAUGGCCUUGGAAUGCAUUACGUCGAGCAGUGAUUGGCACAAACGAAAAAACUGUGCAGCUGUUAUUAUCCCGAGGUGCAGAUCCAAAUUCUACGGACGAUGAUGUCCUUUGGCAUGCUUCAAGCUCUGGUUGCCUUGGUAUUGUGCGCAUGCUAUUAGAUCAUGGUGCCGAGGUCGAUCGUGUCCCAAAGCCUCCUCGGACUCUAGAUACGAACCGUUUAGACUCGCCAUUUGUUCGUGCUGUCUUGCUUGAGCAUACAAAAAUGUGCCUAUUCUUGCUUAAGAGAGGCGCAAGCCUGAAGGCAAGUGGAGAGGAGGCUCUCCGGAGAGCUAGUGAAGAAGGCCUGGAGUCCAUGGUCCAGUUUUUGAUCAAUCAUGGAGUGAGGGCGAACCUGGAGUGUGUCAAGGCUGCAGUGAAAGCUGGAAACUAUAAGCUGGCAAAUCUAUUUCUCGCCAGCAUGUUCCGAAAGUGAAGCUACUGCGCGUUCUG